AUGUCGGGCCAGAGUAUUACGGACCGGAUCACCGCAGCCCAGCACAGUGUAACGGGAUCCGCUGUGUCGAAAACAGUAUGCAAGGCCACCACACACGAAGUCAUGGGCCCGAAAAAGAAACACUUAGACUGUGAGUAUGCUUAUUUUAAUUUUAUUUUGUUCAUACUGAAGUGGUGUUGAAGUUAAAUCACCGCAGGCUGUAGCGCCGCUUUGACUGGCUGAGUUAUGGCGACCAGGCCUCAAAGCCUCAGGACAGGCUAAAUGCUAUUGCUUUGAUAUGUCAGGGAAGAUUAUAUUGUUCUAGCGUCGAGAACAGGCCUUGUUGACAAGCUGUAUGAGGCUUUCUCAACACUUAUUAAUACCACACUUAUAAAUUUACACGAAUUGUUGCUAAACUAGCUCGUCUAGCUGCCUGGUUUGGCUAAAUCCGCUCCCCUUGUCUUUCUACUCCCAGUUUGUUUGGUUAAAUAAUUAGCCCACAUAGCACAAGUCAAAUAUCUACACAUCCUGGUUUGUCUUGGCAAAAAGUCAGUCUAAGUUGGUUCCCCAAUAGGCCCUGAGUUAUAGGUUUAAUUUGCAGUUUAAUGUCAUCCCCCUCUUGUUUAACAUCCCCCAUUUUAGUGCACCUGCAGCAGCAGAACAAGUGUCUGUGUCAGCCCAGUAAUGUGACACCUGCCGUGCUCCAUGGUGGGGUCGUGAUUUUUCACUCACAAUGAGGCAUCACUGUAAAGCACAAGAACCACAGUCAAUUAUUCAGAUUUGGGGGGGGAAAAAAAGUUCACCCCCCUGCUUGAAGUCUUGUUCAGGUCACCAGUCAAUAGGGGAGAGUGGGGUAAGUUGAGCCAAAGGGUAAGUUGAGCCACCCCUUGUUGCUUGGAAAUGGUCAAAGAAAUUGAUAAUUUGACCUAAUACAUCAAUUCAUGGAGUCUGUGAAGGUUAGAAGCACAUGCGUGAAGGGGUUUGACAUUUAGGCUAUGUUCACACUGCAGGUCAAUACCGAUUUUUUUUAACCGAAUGACACAAAUCUGAUUUUUUUCAUGUAAGUGUGAACAGUGCAAUUCUGACCCAGGCCUCUUUUGUAUGUUGAUAUAAAUCGGAUAUGUAUCUGAUGUGACUGCAGUGUCCGACCUAUACGUUAUCAAUAUGCGACAAACGUCACUAUUGUUUGACAACGCAAACAGGCGCGGAAAGCAAUGGCGCAUGAGGGAACGGAGAACAGCGAGUUGUGCGCUUCUGGGUAACUUCAUGGAUGCAUUCUGUUCACAUUAGAUGCCGCAUUCAUUGUUGUAAUGUGAACGACCGCUCAAAAAGAUCGGAUUUAACAAAUAAUCUGAAUGUGCAUCAUAACCUGCAGUGUGAACAUAGCCUUAUUUAAAAAAAAAAAAAAACAUUUUUCCACUCUUGAAAGUGAAUUUAGUCUAUCAUAAGUUUUAUUAGAGUUGUAUUCAUACCAAAAAAAGAUCAUUUUAAAUUUGUUUUAUACGUCUAUUGUGGUAUCUAUGAGGUCAAAAACCUAGCAUAAAAGUCCACCAUUUUAACUUAGAGGACUAAUAAAGUCAUAAUAGUAGUUCUGGGGUAAGUUUAGCUAGUGGGUCAACUAAGAAAGUAAAGAAGUCUGAUGAGAGGAUCAGAGUUUCAGUUCAGAUUGUUGAAAUGUUUGACUUUUUCUUUUCAAAAAUACCGUCAUUUUUGCACUAUGAGACGCACUUAAAAUCCUUUUGGCUUGUCGGAGCGCUGCAGCUACCGUAGCCUCGCUGAGUUAUUGAAUGAGUUCAGUAAAGUUUGACUUGUCAGACUGUUUUGUUUGGCUUAAUGCGCUUUAUAAUCUGGUCCGCCUUAUAUGAAAACAGACGCGAAGAGAUGCGUUCAUUGAUGGUGCUCCUUGUAGUGCGAAAAAUACAGUACAGCUGUGAAUCUUCUGAAGCACACUUAAAGGCAUUCUCAUAUAGAAAUGGCUUUUUACAAAACAGCUUUUUAGCAGUUAUAUGCAAUAAUAAAAAAAAGAAUUUUGUACCAGUCAACUUACCCCAUACACAGGUAAGUUGACCAUAGGACACCAUUUUUUUUUGGCAUGCUAUAUUAUCAAUACAGUUAUUUUUACACUCAUUCUGUUGGUUUGCAGGGAUGUACAGCAUCUUGAAAUAUAUACAGAUACACUAAAACUAUGAUUGCCUCGAUGUAGUGAUCGAAAUAUGAAAAAUGGCUCAUCUUACCCCACUCUCCCCUAUCCUGUUUCUAUCCUGACAUUAUCAUACCAGCUUAAAUCCUGGUGUGAUCAUCAGUCUGAUUCACUCAGUCAGCGGAGUCAUGUCUGGCUGUACAUGGAGAUGAAGUGGUAGAUUUUCUGCAUAUCGAUCAGCACUUAAAAUGCAUAAUGGCAGUGAUGAAAGUGUUUUUAUGAAGGCCCGCAUCAUAAGAGUUCAGCAACAGUCCAGGAAAAAGGUCUAAGCUGUAACUUUAGACUUACAUGCUCACUGUAAAAGCUUGAGGAAGUAGAUGUGGUUUGAGAAAUCUGACAUCUCAGCUGUUUGGAUGCACACUCGCUGUAAAUGUCUUUUGACUGGUUUUUAAAAAGUUGCAGGUUUUACACCUGUUGUGCUGAGGGGAGAUGAGUGAAAGAUGGCAGAGUGUGGCACCCUUGUUGGCUCAACUCGGCGACUGGCAUGCCUCCGCAGUCACAGAACAGACAGCCUAUAUAAUUACCUGAGGUGAUUACAGGUUGGCCUGAUGAUUCAUGCUGAAACAUAAAAGAUGACGACCGACAGGAUGAACCGAACACAGCAGGAAGUUUGCUUUAAAUGGGUUCUUAAUGUCAGCUGAAUGAGUCCUCUCCUGACAUAAUUAUUUCUACAUUAACCCCUUAAAAUAAAACGCAAAUAUUCUCUUAAUGAGUUUUUAACUUGACAGGGUUAAGCAAAAGUAAAAGAAAUAAAGGUAUGAACAGUUAAGUCUGGACUUGGCCUUAAAUGUAAGUGCAGACUUAAUAUGAUUGUCACUAAUGGAGUUUUGUAAACCCUUAACUGUGAUAAAUAUAAACCUGUUUUUUCACAAACCCCUCUUUCUCUUUCUAAAAGUCAAUGGACUGAAAGCAGGGAAAUGGAUCAUUUUACAGAAACCAUAAUUUGAAGGAUAUCUUUACAGGUGCCAUUACAGUUUUAACCCCUGGUAAGACUGAGUAAAGACAAUGGUGAUAAUGGAGAGUUUUCCUGGGCCAGCUGUUGCUGUGGUAACAGAGCUGGUGUCUUGGCGUUUGAUGAUAAUACCGUACCGUCUUGAUCAGUUAGAGCAGUGGUUCUCAAGUCCAGUCCUCGAGCCCCCACUGUCCUGCAUGUUUUGGAUGUUUCCCUGCUCCAACACACCUGAUUCAAAUGAUCAGCUCGUUAUCAAUCUGUAAUGGCUUAAUAACGAGCUAAUCAUUUGAAUCAGGUGUGUUGGAGCAGAGAAACAUCCAAAACAUGCAGGACAGUGGGCCUCGAGGACUGGACUUGAGAACCACUGAGUUAGAGGAAAGAGAGGUUGUGUUGCUUGUGUGGCUAACUUACUCCUGGUGAGUAAUAUAUCAGGAAGCCAAAACACGUCCAUACUUCAGACUUGAAACCAGACAUUUGGUAAACUCUUCAAAUCGCUCCUUUUUGCUAUCAGUCAUCAUGACGCUGCCUAGAGAAUUGCUUAAUGACUGAAUGACCCAGAUGACCAAAGUGUUUUCAAAUAAAUUUUCAUUAAAACUGCAGAGAAACAUCCACAAAAUCAUCAUUUGUUUGGCUAAACCCCCAAUGCAGUUUCUCAACAUAGAUGGAGCCGAUAAACUGAUGCACACUGAUUGGAUUGCAGGAAUUAAAAAUGACGCUCAAAGAAUGUGUCUUAAACAUAUGAAUUAAUCUUUUACUUUGAGAGUUCUGAAUUCAUAAUUCAUAUAACAGAAGUCCUUCAAAAGUACCUCACCUCUUGCAAAUAGUUGAUUGUUACAUGAAUCUGUUGGAAAAAGUUUUGAGUGAUUUUGUGGAGUUUACUUGUCCAGAAAAAGUCAUGAGAAACUUUUUGGCUUAAAGUUAUACUUCCAAAAGGUCCAGAUUUGUAAGUUUGGGGACCUCCUACCUUUGCAUCAUACCUGCACGUGUUAUCUCCACUUGUUAAACUUAGUUCAUGUCAAACUGCAACAGCAGAAUAAGAUUUAUAUUUGAUAUUUUAACUAAGUAAGAUAGUAUUUCUGAGUCUGUGUAACAUAAUUAUGUUGAUUUUUUCUUGAUAUACUUAGUUUCUUCUGCUUGAAGACAGUAAAAUACCCCAGAAGCCCAUUUUCACAUUAUUUAAUCAUGAUACCUGAUUUAAUCAUUAUUCGUAUUUGUUUCUAUCCUUUAACUCGACUCGUCAGCUUUCUUUACACAUGGCAGCCAAAGUACAAACUUUUUAUCACCAGCUUGCGUCAUCAUGACUUAAAUUUAUUUGCGUCCCAUAAAUUAAUCACAGCAGAAAUCAUUAAUGUCCAACCCUGUGAAUGUCUGAUUGUGACAUGACACUGCUGCCAGUGUUUCUUCCUCCACCAUAUUCCUCCUCCUCCUCCUCCUCCUCUUCCUCCUCCUCCUCCUCCUCCUCCUCCCCGCUCGUCUCCUCUCCUCGCCGUCGUCUUCCCUGAGCAGUUCAUCCACCCAUGCUAACUGCUGCUGCGGCUGCUGCUGCUGCUGCUUCUCUGGAAGGUUAUCCUGUCCUACUUCUGUUCCCUCGCCUUUAGAAAAGUCAAAUAUAGGACAGAAAGGGAGGCCCAGUUACCCGUCCGUCUGAUCACUGCUGUCAAUGGCAGGUUUCUUUCACUAACAUCACUGAAGCACACCGGGUUACAGGACGAGCAUAUGAGCGGUGGAAGUGGUACAUCUUAAUGCCCUGCACUUUAUGUCGGUUUGUUAAAAGGUCGCUUCGCCGCCAUUAGCAACUAAAAUGAGCCGACGACUGUUUCCACAUCAGCUGCAGAGAUUCCUGAUUACAAGUGUGUGAUUAGCAGAUCAUUAUGUUAAUGUAAUGUAAAAAAUCAGUGCUUUUAAAGUCACCAUUUCUUCUUUUUUUAGAGAUUUACCAUGAUAAUAUCAGCUGCUGCUUCAUCUUUGAAUGAUAGCAGCUUCUGAAGUCAUGUCUGCUGUGACAGUUUUGUAAAUGUGGGUAAUUUUUACUGAGUGAACACAUAAUUACUCGCAUAUUUAAUAUGUUAACAGCAGCAACGUUUGAGUAAUGAAUCCAGCUGAUAGUUUCAUGACAAAUACAGGGUGAGAGAGGAAAAGUAGCCAAACACGGUGAAAUAUUGAAACUUUACAGCCAUUUAUGAGUAAAAGUUUCCACAAAAUGUUCAAGACGUUUUCCAAAAAGGCUCCCUCUACCUCUCUUUAUAGGUAUUUAUUGGCAGUAAAUGUAUGAUGAUUCAUCCUCCAUCAAAAGUCCAAAUCAUUGGGGAUAAUCUGGUUUAUCACUAUGAUCACAAGAGAGAAGAACCAUGAAUCUUGGCUGUUUAGACGCUACAAUCACCAAAUCAGCUCCUCUACUUUUACACAUGAAGGAAAGGACAAAAAUCUCGCUUCUUUUGGACUUGCUGCUUCUUUCUUUAACUUGUUUGCUAUCAAACAAACUGCACAUAUGUGACCUGUAUCAGCGAGCAUGAGUCACGUCUCCGACUGUUUUUGGCUCUGACUUCUCUGAAUUAGUUUGAGCAUCUGGGAUUACUGUUUCACUGAGGACAGCAGGUGUUUGUCUGUACAGCAGCUCAACAUAUGAGGCCUGUAUGACGACCAAGACACAAAACAUGAAGUCAUCUACGAACCUGAAUAAUACAUCCAAUCAGGAAGUUUUUGGAGCAGUCUUCGUUUUUCUGUUGAUUUACCCUUAAGGUCUCAUGAACUCGUCGUCUUCUUCUUGUUUCAGAUUUGAUCCACUGCACCAACGAGAUGAACGUCAACAUUCCUCAACUGGCAGACUCUCUGUUUGAGAGGACGACCAACACCAGCUGGGUGGUCGUGUUUAAGUCUCUUAUCACUACGCACCACCUCAUGGUCUACGGCAACGAGGUGAGACGCCUCAGCAGACACACAGUUUUUAAAAGACCCUCAAAAAAAGCCUGAAGUCUCAUUAAUAGAAACGGGUCUUUGUGUUUGUUUCCCUCCUACAGCGUUUUGUCCAGUAUCUGGCUUCGAGGAAUACACUUUUCAACCUCAGUAAUUUUUUGGACAAAAGCGGGUUACAAGGUAACAACACUAUGACUUUUACUAAUUCUGCCUCUGCACCUUUACGAAAGAUGGGUUUGAUUUGAGCGAUAAUUCUGCUGUUUGACCGUCCAGGUUACGACAUGUCGACGUUUAUCAGGAGGUACAGCCGAUACCUGAACGAGAAAGCUGUUUCAUAUCGACAGGUUGCCUUCGACUUCACAAAAGUUAAACGCGGGUAAGAGUGUUAAAGUUUUUUUUGUCUCCUACGCAACAACAUUUGAGAAAACAAUACAUCUGUUGAGGUUUGAAAAAUGUUUUUAGUAUUUUUUUAAAACCUUGGAAAAUUUUUGUAAUGCAUCAACUAUGUUUUUAAACUGAAAAAUGUCAAAAAAUAUCCAAAACCAAGUUGAUAUUUUUAAAUUAAUUUCUGAUCAGGCAGAUACUUUCAGGCUACUGUGUGAAAAAACUGUACAUACUUAUGAAACAUUUAUGUUGAUCUGAAAAAAUACAGACAUUUAUACUAAAUGAAAGCUGUGCAUUUGAAGUGCCUCUGUUUUCAGCAGCAGUGCAUACGCGCACCCAUCUCGAUAAUUUGAGUGUCUGUGAAGACAGCAGCAUCGCAUGCAUGUUUACAUUUUACAGUCAUGUGACAGAUACUAGGCGAUGAAGAAAAAAAUCAUUACAGCAUAGUAUUGCAAUAUUUUGUUUGGUGAUAUAUCGUAUCGUCUCGUCCACCAAGUAUCGAUUUUUUUUCGAAUUAAUUGCUAAUAUGAACUCAAAUCUAUGAUAGUGGAAAAAUAAAAUCAACUGUUUGUCCAGUGAGGUCAGCAGAGGUGAACUCGUAGAGCAGGAGAAGUUAGUACAACAAAUAUAGCAGCACCUGGGGGAGGACGUUUUUAGAAAUGCAAGCAGGGCACAAAUGAAAUGGACAUGACACAUCAGGUUUACAGGAAGUGCUACAUGAAAAUUAAACACUACAGAAAUAAGACAAACAUAAAGUGACAAAUGGUAAAUCAGCUAAGCAGUUAAAAAAAUAUAUGUUAUAUGUAUGAUAAAAUGGUUAAAAUCACAAUAAUAUCGGAUCGUGGCCCAGGUAUCUAGAUAAUAUCAUAUUGUGGGGUCAUAGACUCUGCAUGCACAGCAGUCAGUUCUCAGUGUGUUCAGAUUUGAGGCAGUGAGAAGGUGAUAUGAAGGUGGUGGUGACAGCAUGAGGUGUUGGAGGUCAAAUGGAUGACAUUAAAAUAUUAUGUACAGUACAUGCAGGCCAAAGUUACAUAUGGUUCAGCCUUAAUUACCACUUUAUAGAAUGAGUCAUGUUACUGUUACAAAACCAAAAAUAUCAUGUGGAUUGAAGUGAUUUUUUUUAGUUAUGAUUCAGAAGUCAGAGCUGUAGCCUUUAUUAUUUAAUCAUGAGAAAAUUCAAUACCAACUGUUAUUUAAUAAAAUGUUAAGAAUAAGAAAAACAGAAUCUGCUGCUUCACCUUUUGUAGUUUGAGGAUCUGAAGCGUUUAUAAAGAAAUCAUAAUCGAUUGUCCUUGAAUUUGGUUUUGAUUUUGCACCGCUGAAAACAAGAUGUUUUAGAAAUUCAUCAUUAGUGAAUUUUGCUGCAUUCAGACUCUUGAAGUCAAAUUUUAUGUCCAUAUGAAAACAACUUAUUCUCUGCGCUGUGAUCAGAAUCUGAAAAGGAGUCAAAGUCUGUUUUCCUGUUUCAGAAGCGGCACUCUGUUGCUCAUCCAUCUUUCCCUCCCUCUGUCUCCUCUUCAUCUCCCCCUCUCUUCAUCUUCCCUCCCUCCAUGUGCCUCCUCAGUGUGGACGGCGUAAUGAGGACCAUGAAUACAGAGAAGCUGCUGAAGACGAUCCCCAUCAUUCAGAACCAGAUGGACGCCCUCCUCGAUUUCAAUGUGAGUUUAAGGUGAAGCCUCCUGCAGCUCUGCGGCUCGAGUAGAACCAAGCUGUCUGUCUGGAGUAAACAGAUUGCACUGAGGCUGUCGGACACAUUUUCUUUGUUCACAGACGUACAUCUGUGUUUCUGCAAGACAAAUGUGAUUGCUUUCCUUCAGGUCAAUGCCAACGAGCUGACUAAUGGAGUCAUCAAUGCAGCCUUCAUGCUCCUCUUCAAAGACUCCAUCAGGCUGUUUGCUGCUUAUAAUGAAGGCAUUAUCAACCUGCUCGGUAAGCCCCCCCACAAACCACCUUCACUCCUCAACCUCUGCUUUGUCCUCGGCUAUUUUUGUGUUUGAAGUUUCUCAUCCAAUUUAUUUUAUCACCCAACAGAAAAAUACUUUGACAUGAAGAAGACCCAGUGUAAAGAAGGACUGGAUAUUUAUAAGAAGUUUCUCACCCGAAUGACUCGGAUAUCAGAGUUCCUCAAAGUAGCAGAGGUAUGUUAACCCAAGUGAUUUAUGUUACAGAUUUUGAUUAAAAAUGGAGACUCUAUGGGACUUUUGCGAAAUAUCAGAAAACACUGAGUCCAACACUGGCAAAAAAAGCAUUUGAUAAGGUCCGACCUGCCAAAAUGUGCAUAUUUUUACAAACCUUGGGAUGUUAAAAAGACGCCAUUUAUUCUGCAGACACAUCUUUAGGGGCCGAUUUUGCCUUGCUUUCGUUCUUAAAGGUACAAUGUGUGAUUUUUAGCUGCAUUUAUAUUCCCGAAUAUAUUUUAAAGCAGUGGUUCUCAACUGGUCUCACUCUGGGACCCACAUUUUCCCAUGGUCCUGAAGUCGCGACCCACUUCAGUAUAAUUUAAAGCGAGCAAAUUAUUUUUAUUUUAUUACGAUAACCUUUAAAGACGCAAACCUUUAACACAAAUACACUCGUUUUAUUGAGUAAAGUGCAUUUCAGAGCACAUGAACUGAGGACAACAACUAUUAAAGUUGCAUAUACAGAAAAUAUGAAAUAUCAAAUUGCACAAAAUAAGCUAUUUUUCAAAAUAAAAGACAUGUCAAACAUCAGAUGUGCAUUAAAUAUUUACUUUUUUGACAAUCUGUUUGCGACCCAUCCAGAAUGUGUCCACGACCCACUUUUGGGUCAGGACCCACCAGUUGAGAACCACUGUUUUAAAGAGUGUUUUAUCACCAGGGUGUGAAAAACAUUUAGAUUUGUGGAAUCAGCCUUUUAUAUCUCUUUAUAGGGUGGGUCCCCUUCCUCUGAGGAUAGCAAUUUGCAAUAGCAAGUUUCUAUAGGAACACAAAGUGGACAAACUAGUAAUAUUUGCGUUUGUAGUUUUUGGUGGUUGGCCACAUAAAACACAGUGGUAUGAUGACAAAGAUGAAGAAAUUUGUACUAAUGAACUUUUUUAAUGGAAAAAACUUGAUAUCACUGCAGCUUUUUGUCCUUAAAAGCCACCGUAGGUCCACUCUUGGGAGGGGUUAGCAAGGGCGCAUUUCAUUUCUACACAUUGUACCUUUAACUCUAGGUUGAAGUUGCUGUCUCUGAGCUGUUCCUCUGAUCUUGACGCUGCCCUAACUUGAUUUUAACAUCGUUUCAUUUCUCGUAUAACAGCAGGUGGGCAUCGAUCGAGGAGACAUCCCAGACCUCUCUCAGGUAAGAACAAACCCUUUUAAAGAAACUACUCAAAAAAGAUCAGAUAUCCCUCUCCGACUAGAAGGUUUUCUUUGCUGAAUUUCUCUGAUUUCCAGCUCUGAAUCCUCUUUUUGCAUUAGCGUCGCCUUUUUUCUGAUUACAGAAUAAAACUGACGUUUUUAUUUUACACUGCACGAUUUCCCUCUUGAGCGCAUGUCUGCCAGAGGAGGUGCUGUUCUCCUUUUUCUUGUCUGUUUUCUUCUUCUGCUGCUGCUCCUCUUUUUUCUUCUCCUUCUUUCUACAGUAAAUAAAGGUGUUUUAAAGCAUUAGCUGUGUUUCGAACCCUCUUUCGUGACAGUUGGAAAUUUAACAAUUAAAAAAUAAAGAGCGCGUACUCUCGUGCCCGGAUGUGGGGACCAAUUUUUCCAUAAAUAUUUUACCCCCUGAGAGCUGCAGCUAAAAAUGCAUUCCCCCUCUGACUGUCACCACCUUUAUAUUCUGUAUUUUCCCCCUUAUCUUUCCACUUCAGUUCACAGUUUGUGUAAGUACUGUCAUUUCACUCUUCUUCUUUGUACGUGACUUGCUUCAGUGUUGUCUUUUUGCAUGCCUCUGCUCCGACUCUGUCUCCUACAUCGUGGUGAAAAAAACAGUUGAAGGAAAAAACACUCGCUGUGGUAAAUCCUGUUCACUUCAGUCACGUUAUCUUUUGAGGUGUAAAACCCGUGUAGCUCAUCGACUGUGACAUGGCUGCCCUGUUGUGCUUAGACACGGACAAUUCAACAACAUGUGGCUUGUUGAAAGUGCCGUGGUGCAGUACGUCAUCCCACACAGAUGUUACUCUCAUCCAAAGUAGCUUUUUUUGGCUGGAAUGCAGUCAUCCGUCAGUGGUGGGUAACUAAUAGGCCAAAUUCUUAAAAGCGAAAUUGAAUCUCCUAAUCAAUCAUAAAAUUGGCCCUGCGCCUGUGCUUCGAUUUUUGAAGCAUAUCUCAAAGUCUUCAGUGAUUUCCACUCCAUCCUGGUUGCCCACCGCUGUCCUUUCUGGUCUUGAUGUCCAUACAGACUACAUGUCCAUGUGUCAGAAAUGUGCUGACUGUGUGUUUCCUCCUCGCCACAGGCUCCCAGCAGCCUUCUGGAAGCUCUGGAGCAGCAUUUGGCCUCUUUAGAGGGCAAGAAGGUCAAAGACUCCACAGCAGCCAGCAGGUAUGCUAAUCCUCCCUUUUUCUAUCUCAGAAUAAAUCUCAUCCUUCCUCUGAUCUCAAAGAUAUGAGUUUUGUUACUUCAGUUAUAGUGUCAUCUGUCAUUUGCUGUGAUUUAAUUGCAAAGCACCUUUUGUUUACAGCAAAACAGAUGUUGUAAAAAUGCUGUAAAAAUCUUCUUUAUCAAAUAGCGUCUGUUUGUUUUUCCCCGCAGGGCUAGCACUCUGUCAAACGCGGUGUCGUCGCUGGCCAGCACGGGGAUGUCCUUCACUAAAGUCGACGAGCGGGAGAAGCAGGCGGCUCUUGAAGAGGAGCAGGCACGACUCAAAGCGCUGAAGGUGGUUUUAAAUUCAACCGAAAAUCUUAAAGAUAUUCCGGCGUAAAAUUAAUUUAGGAUCAAACACACUGUAACACAGAGUUAGACACCCCCUCAAAAGAUGAAUGUUGCCGACUGCUUGGUUCUCUAGUUAUACCAACUUUAGUAACGACCGCACGAUAGCAAUACACAGCGGUCUAAGGAGCCAUAAAUAAACCUCAACCGAAACGCCACUCUAUAGCCACAAAUAAUGCUCAGAACAGCACCUAACUUCAUCAACAGUACAUAUAGGGUCCCAGCCACAGCACCAGCCAUCAAACAUUUUUUAACUUUACCUAAUUUCUUUAGAAAAGGGACUAAACUCAACUCACCUACUCUCUUCCAGCAGCCGUUUUUUUGUAGCGAGACCUCAGGCCAGUCCAUUACGAACUGCAGCGGGGUGACGCAGCUCAAGGAAGAACAUUUAUGAUAAUUUCUUCAUGGUUACAAUUUACGCCGGAAUAUCCCUUUUAAUUUUGUAUUUACAGCUUUUACAGUGUUUGUUGUUGCAUGUUUUAAACGAAUUUGCCAUUUACAUCAGGAACAGAGGCUCAAAGAGCUCUCAAAAAGGCCCUCUUUCGCCACCACUGACACAUCACCCAUCUCCACCACCGGGGGCACCAUCAGCACAGCACCAGCCAUCGACCUCUUCUCCACACCCAGCUGCUCUAACGGGUACAGACUUCAUCUACCCUCUUUCACUGAUAUAUUGAUUUAUUUUUUGCCACCUGAGGACAGCUGUAAAAAGUUGACAGACCAUUGGGAUGCAAGUUUAUGAAAAAGACAGUUUUUUUUUACAUUUAGUAAUAACACUAGUUUUUACAUUUAGUAAUAACACUAGUUUUCAUUUGGAGCCAUGUUUCUGGCAGAAAUCCAAUAGUCGCUCUGUUGUAGCGCUGUUUUGAUCUGCAUGAACUCCUAAGAGAUCCAUUUGUCUCCAGCUGUUACUUGUUAGAAAGAGUGAAAUCAUUAAACAUUGACAUGCUGUACCGCUGAAAGGCUUCUGAGCGACUACAAAUAAUGUACGAAUAAAAGAGUUGAAGGUAGAUACAGCCUUUCCGACAACUGAUCUCAAAUUAUAACAGGAAAAAUGGGAACUGAUUUGUUUGCUCUAAAAAGAAAAAAAAAAAACAUCCUCUUUUGUUCUCUGCGUGUCUGCAGGGCGGUGAAGAUGGAGAGCGACCUCUUUGACCUGCAGUCGACUUUCCAGGCCUCCAUGCAGCCAGGCUCUACAGGGCUUCCAGUGGCAACAGCGUGGGCAGGUACAAAAAAAAAGAGCACCUGCGUUUCAGGACUCUGGUGACCUGUUCUGCAUGCGCUCCUUCUCUGGUUGUUGUCUGACUCUGAUGCCCACCUCUUCCUCUCAAUUCUGUUUCUGUCUUUUUCCCCCCCUUUUCUCUCUGUCUCUCUCUCUCUGCCUGCGUAGAUCCUUUCACCUCUGCUGAAGCUGGAGAUGAUUCCAUGCCAAACCUUAACCCUUUCCUCUCAAAACUCGUUGUCGAUGCCACUCACUUACCUGUCGUGUCUUCAGACGGUGUUAGCUUUUCCUCUAGGACAUCCGGUCAUGAAAUGUUUGGUGGUAACGGCUCAUUUUGUUCCUCCUCAGACGUCUUGUUGCUCCUGCUCAUUUCUCUGUAGUCACUUUGAAGCAUGACUAGCCUGCAUGUUAACUGUGCUACUGUUUAUCAAUGUUUAUUAUCUCUCUGAAUUAUCUUCCUCUUUGUCUGUCCGCAUAAUGCACCUCAUUACAGCCCAUAACAAGCUUAAAUCAUGAUGUUCUUCAAUGAUAACACCUCCUCUGUUUCAACCAGGACCCUCCAUGUCCUACUUUAGCGCCCAUACGCUCAUUUCGCCUCCAAAAAUCCCUCCAUCCUCUCUUUCAAAUGAGCACUCUGCUAUUGCAUUGUAAUACAAAGAUGACGUAGAGCUUUUAAGUUGCAACCUGUUCUUCUUUUACCAACACUAUGUUUGAUUCUCCAGAUCGUUACAAUCCCUUUAUUGACACAAACUCAUCCGUUUCAACCAAUUACAAACGCACAGUGCGGAUAGAACACUCCAUCUCAGGUACUACGAUGGCCUCACCAUCCAAGCCUAUGUUUCCUGAGCCCUGGCAAACAUAGGACCCCAUGAAUAAUCCCCAGGGCUCUUAUUGAGAUAUUGAAGCUAAAUAUGUGGACAUAAGCUAAUAUUAGAGGAAAAGUUUGACAUUUUGGGAAACAGAUUUUUUUGUUUCUUGCCUUGAGUAGGAUAAGAGGUUUGAUAAUUGUCUUAUUUAUGUCUAGAUGAAACAAAACUAGAUUUGAAAAGCUAAAGAGGACAAUAAACCGAACUGUGAAAUCAAAGUUGAGAAAAAAGAGAAGCAGUCUUAGAAAAUAAACGAAAAAGGGAGAAUUGAAAUAAGAAAUAUCGAGCAACAAAAAGAGUAAAAACAGGUUAAAAUUUUUUUUGUGUUCAUAUCUCUGCUUUCAAUGAUUUGACCUGAGAAAUCAAUAUUUGAUGUACGUCAUAUCAGAAGCUUUCUAGAGUUUCUGCCAGACAAGUUUUAGAAAGCGUAUUGGAUUUACUAAAUAUAGUUUAUUUAUGGAUCGGUUGGUUAGGUUAAAAGGGGGUAACCAGAAUGCCUCUAGGCUGAGAUAGAUUAGAGGACUGACCUUUGUGGCCUAGCGUAAGGCUGCUGCGGUAGAUAUUGACGUCAACAUACAAUUCACAUUAGCUGUUGUCCUUAAAUAUCUUCAAACACAUGAAUGUGAAAUCUAUAUAACAUAGUUGCAGUCAAAGUAGAUGAUACCCUGGCCACCCCUACCCAUGUCAGUGCCAAAGCUGUGCCACCCCGGUCCAAAAAGUCUGGACACGCCCCUGCACAGUGGCACGAACUUAAUCCUGCCUUUUACUUUAACUACAGUUGGGAUUUGUCAGACCUAAACCAGGACAGCUGAAGAUCUGACUUCAAGAAAGACGAGACACAUCUCCCUUAGCGCUCCAAACAUGUGCUCUAGUACCGUAGCUCUUUACUAGUGAGUAAAGUGGGCUGUGAAAUCCGUGUCAGAGGGUUACAGGUGUUAGCCUGGGUAAAAGCUGUAGCAAAAAUCUAUGUUUUGUCUUUGUUUGAAGGAUAGAUGUCCCAGUGAACCAGCAGUAGAAGGGUAGUUUAUUUACACUCCAACACAGUAGGCGGCAGUAAUGCACCUUGGUGCUGGUUGUGGAGGUAGAUCUCAGCACAUAGACCCCUUGUGACACCUCAAGUUAUUCUUAGAUCAUCUGUAGAUCAGUUUCUUACAGUUUCGAUUUUUCUGUACUACAUGAAGAAGAGAAUAUUAACGCUGUAGACUGAAGUUUUGUCAGCUGUUUCCCUUGUCUUGAUGCUUUUAUCCGACUCAAGGCAAGAGCGCCUCUAAGCUAACUUCCCAAAAUACCUCACUUUUCCUUCAGCUCCUCCUUUAUGGUUGCUACAAUACUGUUCUGCACUGUUUUCCCCCUUUACACCUUAAAUUUAACUACAUUCACAGAACUCUUAGCCAUGUUAGCUGUCUCCUUCCUGACUUUAUUGCUGUCUUUUCCAACCUGUCUCUCUGGCUUGGCCUUGAAUGCUUUUUCUCCUUUUGCUCUCUUUCUUCCUCUCUCUUUCUCUCUUUCUCUUCUUCCUCUUCUCGCUUCCUGUGGCGUGUCAGACUCCUUCUGUGGUCCAGUGUCCAUUGCCCAGCACCUCCCACACCAGGCUCCUUACCCCACUGAGCCCUCUACUGUAGCAGGUCUAUUCAGAGGUAGAGUACUGAAGGCUGUCUCUAGAAUAAUCCACUUUAGAUUGAUGGGGAUUUUUCCGCACCGCGCAGGAGGCUGUGGUGUGCGGCGCAGUUUUGGAGGAGCUAGAUAUUCAUGUGUGGAAACUCACUGUACUUAAACGGGCCAAAGAGGGGAAUAAAAGUCUAAGAAAUUUCAGUUUUACUUCGUCUUACUUCACUCUCUCUAACUCUGUCUCUUCUUCUGUGUCUUUAUUUCAAAUGAAGGAUACUCAACGCCACAGGCCCCUCCUCAACAGUCUUCAGGGGGGCUCCAGGUGGACUUUGAAUCUGUGUUCGGAGCCAAAGCCGCAGGCAGCAACAGCCUCAACUCUGACGGUGAAAAUUUCGUUCCUCUUCUGACAUGCCUGAUAGUACAUCCUUCGUCGAAGCCAGUCUUUUAUGAAGCCUUUUGCGUGUUUCCGCACAGACAAAACUCACUCAGAAUUUCUUAAGAGGAUAAAGGAACUUCCCCAGAAAGGUUCUGUUCUGUGGUCUACUGACUUUUCAAUCCAUUUUUGAUUCUUAAAGGGACCCACAGCUCAAGGAUUAGUCCACUGAAAGAAAAAGAGGGUUAUUAUGAUAUUAGACACACUCUAUUUUCAGCCCCUGACGUCACGUACGGCUGAAACACCUGCAAAGCUCGGCCCUAGUCUUAAGAAAGAACAGACUUUUGUCUGCAUGCACUAUUUUUACCUCACCUCUGCAUGAAUUUGCAAGUGGCUGAAAAGCUAGAAUUGUUCUGUAUUUGGGCAGCGAUGGAGGGGAAGUUAAAAUCAUAUCAAUGUUACGCUUUAGUGAUAGAGAAUUUUAUAGGAUCUCAUCUUAGCUGUUGUGUGUGGGCUCAGAGCUCCAGCUGGUCUAAAAUGCUGCUAUUCACCUCCUAACUGGAAAGAAACAAAGAGACCACAACAAACCAGAGCUGCUCCCUCCUCAUGAGACACUUAUCGAAGACUUGACUAUUAUUCCAGCAGAUUUAUCUCUUUUUUUUUUCUCACAGUUAAAUCAGGAUAUAAGUUUCACUGGUGUAUUUAUUUUAAUUUUAUUUAUUUUAAUGUUUAUUUAACUAGGACAAUACAUACAACACUGCCACAAGAAAUGGAAAAUUUGAUGCAUACAAGACGUCUAGCUUCAGCUAGUUUGCAGUCUCGUCCCUGGUCAGGCUGUAGUGUAGGAUAAAAUACACUGAAUACUAUAAAUGCCAUAAUGCAAAUACAGUGAAUAAUACAGUGACUGGCUAGGUGACACAAAUAGAUAAACACAACAACAAAAUUUAGAUAUGUAUGUAUGAGACACAGUUUGUGGUGGAAAAUGCUUUUAGUUGUCUUUUAAUGUGAAGAUUUCUAACAGCAAAGUCCUCCUCAAAGACUGUAAACUUAACAGUUGAUGAUUCUGUGUAAACUUCAAUUUGUUUAUAAGGAAAUAAAAAAGCUCUUGAAACAGAAACAUUAAACUCCUCAAGAAUCAAUAUUUAACUUUUGCAGAGAGAGAAAGCGGGAGCGAUUAAUCCCUUCAUUUAUUCCUCUUUAUUUCAUUAAGUCACACUAUGGUGACUGUAAGGAUACCUAGCCCAUGUUCACACUUUAAACAAUGGAAGGUCCACACGAAUGAUCAUUUUGACAAGCUUUACUGGUUGCAGAUCUGGGUUACAGCUUCAUCAUGCCACAAGUGUAACAAAGACUGGUCUGAAACUGUCCAAGUAUAUAUAGUCGUUCACGUUUCCAAACAUUCUGCUUGCAUCUUGUUGACCUGAAGGAGAGUCCAUGUUGGGUAAUGACAAAGCACAACAUAAAACAGUUCUUGAAACAGUCUCCUUAAGAAUCAAUAUUUAACUUUCGCAGAGAGAGAAAGAGGGAGGGAGCGAUUAAUCCCUUCAUUUAUUUCUCUCUAUUUCAUGAAGUUGCCCUACGGUGACAGAAUCAGUUAAAUUUGUUAUCUCGUCGGCAUGAAUCGCUUAAUCAUCCUUGUAUUUCUCUGCAGAUAUAACCGGGGGCAUCUUGAAACCAACCCUCGCCGGCUCUAACCAGCCGCUUGGUCAGCUGCCGGAGAAGCUGGUGUCAGAUGACCUCGACUCCUCCUUGGCUAACCUUGUCGGCAGUGAGUGUCAUGCUUUUCCCCCUCUGUUAUCCUUAAAGAUCAAAUAUUCUCAGACAUUUCUCUAACAUCUCCCCUUCUCUCUCUGAAGACCUGGGCAUCGGCAAUGGCACGAUGAAGAAGUAAGUGACAAAGCGGCGUUGUGUAACUCUGCUGCAGCUUUGUUCUCUCCGGGCCGCUACGAGCUAAUGCUAACAUCAACUGUGCUAAUCUACAGUGACAUCCACUGGAGCCAGCCGGGAGAGAAGAGGAUGACCGGUGGCACCAACUGGCAGCCCAAAGCAGCGCCAACCACGACCUGGAACCCUGUUUCCAUGGUGACACGCUUUUUUCAUUUGGAUGUAGUGCUCAUGAUUUCUGCCUCUGCUGUACUCGUGUGUGAUUUUUACAGCUGAAUAACUCCGGCCCUUGUGGUGUUACACUGCGCUCGUUGUUUUACUGAGACAUAAAUCCUCACUGCGGCCUGUUUUUGUGUCCUCAGCCUCCAUCAAUCAUGGCCUUCCCUGCCACCACACCCACGGGCAUGAUGGGAUAUGGCAUGGUUAGUAUCCUGUCAAACAUAGUAAAAGUAGACCAAGUGUCACUUAUUCCUCUCCUGUUUGGUAAAAACAUUGCUCCCUAUAAUUAUUAGUAUUAUUUUUGGGAGGAUUGACUAAAUCUACUUAAACGAGGUCAAUUGAGAGGCUGUUUUACUGUGAAGACUAUUCUUUGAAGUUUUAUAAACAAAAUGAAGGAUGAUGAAAUCUCAAAAGUAUAAAUUUAAAGCACACAUGUGGCUCAUAAAUGUUUCAUUUUUCUAGUUCAGAUGUUUUUGAUGAGAAAUGAAAAACUCAGACUAGGGCCCGACCAAUAUGGAUUUUUUUUUGGCCGAUACCGAUUAUAGGGGGGAAAAAAAUCUGAUUAAACUGACGAUUUUUGACAUUUUUUUAAUGAGGUUAUAAAAAAUCUAUCUAUACUGUAGAUAUCUACAUUAUACUAUACUAUGUACUGUAGAUAUACUGUAGGCUACUGCUCUUCACGCCAACAGGAAGACCGACUGAUCAAACUCAGACCAGAAAAGCAUUUUCAAAGUUGGGGAACUUUUCAAAGUGAAACCGAAUCUUAUUCUCUGCAUUUUAUUUUUUAAAAUAUCAGCAAAAAUCUGUGAGUUUUGUCAGUCGGGCCCUAAUUAUGACUCCUCAGUGUAAAACAUACACAUUAUUUUCCACUUUUGAGAUUCUCCUUUGAUUAAUCGUUAGAUUUAUUUAAAAUGCAUAAACUAUAUGAAUGAAAGCUAAAUUUAGCAAAUUUUUAUAACUAAAAAGUCAUAAAAAGUUUAGGAGCCAAGAUACUUAGUUGUUUGAUGGAUAAUUGUUCUGUAACAACUGAAUUAGACUGAAAAGAAUAUCUAUUUAUUGCCAUCUGCAGUUGGGAUAUGGCAGGUACAGAAGGAUUUGUGUUUGUUGGCUUUAUUAAAUGUGAAAAUACUGACAAAAAACAAAAACAGUGAUAAAAAAGCAACUUUUUACAUUAUAAGAGGAUUUAUUAAAUGCCAUUUCCAUCGAUUUUCAGUCCAUUUUUCAACAAUAAAUACAAAGUUUUGCAGCUGUCGGCUUCUUAAAUGUGUCUGUCAGUGUUGAUUAGUUUGAAUAAUGUAAUUCUGGCAUGGUACAACUUCUAAUCUGUUAUAAAUAACAGAUUAAUCAAGAGAAAUAGCAAUCACCAAAUGUAUUAAUUAUCCAGUCAAAGGCCAGUAUAUUCUCUGUAAAUGUUUAAAGCAAAUCUCUGCUCUCAUACUAAACAAACCGUCUCUCUCCUCCGUGCAAAUACUCCGCUGCAGCCUCCACAAAUGGGCUCUAUGGGGAUGAUGAAUCCACCCACUAUGAUGUACUCGCAGCCCGUGAUGAGGCCACCCAACCCCUUCGGCUCUGUGUCGAGUGCUCAGGUGGGUGCUCGGCAGUCUGACUGCUCCACCACGCAGCUGCACAAUGAAGUCAGUAUCUCGGCGCGCAGUUAUCAGGUUGUGUAAAUAGGUGUAUCCAUUGUGCUGCGAUGUGGACCGUAAUGAGUCACUGUGUUAGCUUUGCUGUCAGUGUGAAUUCUGCUGAAGAUGAUGGCAGUUUUAACCGUGGAUCCUUCACUCCUUUGAGCUGAAGAGACAAAACUGUGUAUCAUCUUCCUUGUUUUGAGUCCCUGUACCCCCCCCACCCCAAAGAAAACCUCCUUGUUAUUAACCCCUUUGUCAUACAUCACAGCUUCUCCUGACUAAUCUCAUCCCUCCUCAGUCUCUGUACUGACUCUCUGACUUCUCCUCUGGUCCUCCCACCUCCUGUAUUUCUUCCUGAAAUAGCCCUCCGCAGCCUCUAGUCCUUCCAGCCAGAGUCCUCUCCGAGCCCCUGGACAGGACCCGUUUGCACACCUCUCUCUCAAGGAUUUCUUGUAGAGCAUCUCUUUAGGUACAGCAUGCUCUCUGCCUGCAGGUGUACCUGCAUGUUCUGCAUGCCCAGUGCUUAUGAUGCCCUCUCUUUUUUUAUUUAUUUGCAGUUUAAAAUGCUUGAUGUCUUUUCCAGACAAUUAGGGGUUACAUGUUUUAUUCUCAAUAAUUGACUUUUAUCUUUACUGUGAGUUGCUUUGGAUCUCGCUGGAUUUGCUGAGUCAUAACCAUGAGCCGAACUCAUUUUGCUCCUUUAUUCUUCUGCUCUCAUCCUGCUUUGUUUCUGCACCUUGUAACAGAUGCCAGAUUUAACAGACUGUUCACUAAACUCUCUGCGCUCUAACAUGGAAGCUUAAAAUAAUAAUCCCUGCUGUUCAUUAACAGAAAAUCCACAUUUCCUUUUCAAACUCAGGGGAACAAGUGUAGAGAAAUUCAGUUUUUCCUCGUGACGGUUGAUCCAGUUGAAGUAGCUGCUUGGGGGGAAACAUUCGGUGACAGUUAUCAAAUUAAUCCAAAAAAUAAAAAAGUGAGUGGAUCAAGCAGCUUUGCUCUAACAUGCCUUCGCUGUCGAGUCAAACAGUUUGUCCUCAUAUUAAAAUUUGAAAGAAAUAUUACCUGCCGGGGAACUCGGCAAACAAACUGAGGAAAAAACAGCCUGUACACUGCAGGGCUCCAAUAUGCAAACCAGGUAAUCCACCAGGACGACAUUUUGAGCUGACUCACUUUUCAUCAGACUGAGACAACACUCUGCAGCAUUUCCUUAAACACACAUGAUCACAGUCACAUGAGCUCUCAGACGAUCAAUCUCAGAUAAGAAGUAGAAGCUUUUAGAUGUUUCAUACCUGAUGAUAAAAUAUUAUCCAUGUGAGUGUUUUCCAUUCAGUAAACAAAUCAUUUAAAUGCAAAGUAGAGGAAACACACUCAGAUCGGGUUAAACGUAAACAUCGUUGAGACUGUUUGGCAUCAUUUAGUGUGUGAAACUUGUUGCAGAGACACUUCCAGUGUACGGUGCAUAAUUUACAACUAGAGAUAGGAAAAGCGAGAUGAAUUAUCAUCAUGCAGAAGACAAAUUUAAUGUUUGUUUUAAUGAUGUAAGCUGACCUUGAGUGUCAAGAAAGAUGCCUAUAAAUAAAAUGCAUGAUUAUUAUUUAAUUUUCAACCAAAAAGGAUAAAUGUCCACUUUUUAGGCUCUUAUGUGACAUCUCAGGUGACACAAUUAUACGUUCAAGUUCCCCUCAUUCUCCCUCUCGUUUGCUAUGUUCCCCUGUUCACCUCAUUACUUUCCCUUCUUUGUUUGAAUGUGCAUUUCUUGAAUUUUGAACAAUUGAGGAACUCCCAAAUUGGUCUCACUUGUGUGUUGCUGCACUAAAAUUGGCCUCUCUUCAAAUCCACUUAAUCAGCUGCUAAUUGUGUCAGCAUUAAGAAGCAGAUUUAACACAAUUGAAGGAGAGAAAAAUGCUCGAGUUUAUUACCUCCAAAGAUUCUGCUCUUAAAGCUCCUGUGAGGAACUUUCAUUUUGUGUCAAACAGUCAUCCAAAUGUAUCGUUUAUUAUCAGUAUUUUUUGUGAAAACUUUAAAAACGUGGCUGUUUUUCUUCAGCUGAACCCCAUAGCUUUCAUAGAAAUCAUGAAAAGGCACAGGUACAAAUUCCAGUCCUAUUUAAAAACAUCCAAAAACUCCUUAUAGCAGCUUUAAUGUUCAAGGUCGCUAAUAUUUACCAGCUAGUUUAUGACCCACUGAUGUUCCAGGCGUGAAAUUCUUAGACAGGAGAGUUUUCCUGCCUCCUUACUCGUUUCUCCACGAUAGACACAGAUAAACAAACGGCUUCACCGUUAUUUUUUGGUACUGAAAAUUCAAACUAGCACAGUCUGUCCAGCGUGGCUCUGAGAACAUCUCCAUCAACACCGAUUUGGCUCAAUUCAAAGCUCAAACCUGCUGUGCUCAGCGCCGGCUGCCAACGCUGCACUUGGACUUAAACGCGUCUGUGAAGGGUUUAAUGAACAGUCAUUCUGAAUUUUCUUUUUUUUUCACAUUGUUGUUGUUCUCAGUUUUUCCUCCUAACUUAUACUGUCUGCUCCCUUUCUUGCAGAUGCAGUUCAUGUAAUUUGAAGAAAAGUGUCUCUCAGAAGAUGAAGCACUUAGCAGCAAAGCUUUGUCCUCGUUGCAGUCUAACUCUUCAGAGAAACAUCCUCACACAUAAACACACGCACACACUCACACACUCGAGUACAGACAGAACACAAUGGUGCAACGACUGUCAGAAACCAUGGUAAACAUCUCCAAAUGACGUUUGGCAAUAGCCCACACCCAUUAUUCUAUAACUUGUCCAGAGACGUCAAGUGAUGCUGCUGUCUAAACCCCCCCUCAAAGAGGAUUCCUUGUCCGUUUUUACAGCGUGAUCUGUAAAGAUAGUUCCGGGCGCAGAGAAACUUUGAUGUUAUGUGUUUGGACAGACUGUGGCCGGAUGUAAAAGGCUGGACGUUCAGCUGGGGAGGGGGCGGAAGGAAAGCAGAGAGCGGUCCUCCCCUUUCUUGAUCCGAUCAUCAGUCCCUACAGUUAUUUAACAGUCACUAAGUAGUGAUGCUAAUGGCGUUUACACCUGUUUUAGUUUUUGUCUUUUUUACCGUGUUUACAGUAGACAUUCCUUGUGUGUUGUUUGUAUUUAUUUAUGAUUAUUGGUUUAAGAUUGGGGAAAAAUAAUAAUGUAAAAUCUACAGUACAUUGAACACCUGUGGGAGUGCUUCAGCAUUAAACAAGGAUCUCAGACUAUCAUCGAGAGGUAGAGUUAAAAAAAAUAGCUAUUAUAUAAAUUACACCUAUUAAGCGGAAUGAUAGAGCACUAAAUAUUCUACGAGUUUUGUGUUAAGAAAAUUUUUUACUAGAUGAAAGAUUUCACAAUCUCCGUUGUACUUAAAGUGCAGGGGUUAGAGUAUGAGUCAGUAAACAGUAUAUAGUCGAUUCUGUGCCUAGGGUUUUUGCAAUGGAUCAGUUUACUGUCUAGUUGAUUAAAAAAGAUUAAAAAAAAGAGAAAAACACGUCAUCCACGAAAAAUCUGAAGUGUCGCACUGGGUGGUGGGCUCCAUUUGCUUUUAGCUUGGCAUGCCAUUGACUCACUGACCGUAUUCAAGGCUGCCUUUACUCUGAAUGUGAAAGAGUUGUCUUCAUGUUGCACACAUCUUUCCACACUGCAGUUCCUCAGCUGGAGUUUUUUUGGGGGAGGGCGGGGUUUGAGGGAACAGAGUGUGUCUGCUUGCUGGUUAGCCGUAGCUAAGCUAAUGGUGUGAAAAAGGGUCUCAGAUUUGAUGUAAAUUAAUUGUAUAAAAGAACAAGAGGACCAGGGCGGGGCGGAGGAGCACUGUUGAUCGGUGCUCUGUGUAUAUAUAUAAUACUGACUGUUCUUUAAGAGGUGAAAAGUGAAAGAUGUAUGAAAUAUGAAAGCAAUUCAAUCAAAUUUGACUCUACCUAAGUUUGAUUCAGGAUAUUCUCUGCGUUUGUCUCCGCAGAUAUUUUCUUUAUGUAAUUAGAACGUGUAGCAGACAAUGACUGAAGUCUUUUCUUUCUUUUUCAAAUAAAGAGCAGCUUCCACAAACCAGUGCUUGUGUUUCUAAAGCUUCACUUUUGCAACCCUGAGACAUGGCUUCGGUACAGAUUCACAUUUCUCAUUGUUUGUAUUAAAGCAGCUUUCAGUGAUGAGUUAAAGAGGCUGGCUGGGUUAAACCUGCUCUAAAUUUGGGUAAAGUUUGGGCUCUGUUCAUUUAGUUAAAAAUUAAAUAUGAUCAUGCAUUUAGGGAGGAAGGAGUCUGCAGCUUAGGGGCAAGAUGAACCUGAAACAGCUGGCCACUAAAGCUCAAAGUAGGUCAUCAGAGUGGGUAUAUGAGCUUGCUGUGUGUUGUGCAGGUAUUUUUAUUUUCUGACUUGAGUCUGAUCAAAAAUUGAUCAGGAGGUGGUCCAGAUAUCUCGGCGAUCCACCAAAAUGCCUAUCCUCACAUUGGUGUUAAGUUAUUCCUUUUUUGUGAAUUUGUAGAAUUAUUGCUGUUUGAGAUGAUUUGCUGACGUCAACAUCCUCUUGCCAAGUAGAGGAGAGUGGGGUAAGAUGAGCCAUUUUUUAUAUAUUGGAUCAAGACAAUCAUAGUUUUGUCUCUAACUAGUGUAUCUUCACAUUCAUGUGUUUUUUUAAUCUAUUAUACACUAUUCAACUGGUACAAUAAUUCUUUUUAUAAUUAUUGCAUAUAACUGCUGAAAAGCUGUUUUGUAAAAACCCAUUUUAACGAGAAUUCCUUUAAGUGAUUCAGAACAUUCACGGCUGUAUUUAUGAAAGAAAAAGUCAAACAUUUCAACAAUCUGAACUGAAACUCUGAUCCUCUCAUCAGACUUCUUUACUUUCUGAGUUGAGCCACUGGAUAAACUUACCCCAGAACUACUAUGAUGACUUCUCCUUCUCCUAAAUAUUUGGUCACAUGAUAAAUUUCUUUUAUCAUUUCCAAGCAACAGGGGGUGGCUCAACCUACCCUUUGGCUCAACUUACCCCGCUCUCUCCUACAGUGAUGAUGUCAACCAGCAGGGACUGAGGACACCUGCUGGACGCUGACUGUAAUUACAGCAGCAAGAACAGCAGUUUGAUUAAAACAAAUAUGGACUAUAAAUUAACUUGGAGCUGUUUGCGCUCAGAAUUAAAAAUGGAUCAACGAGAAGGACGUUUUAUCCUCAUUUGAGCCUGAAGCAGACAAACCAGGUCCUCUUCAUCCACAACCACCACAGCCCGGUCCCUCCUCCUCCUCCUCCUCCUCCUCGUUUGUUGACUCCAGCUCAUCCAGGAGGAGCAGCAGCAGCAGACCUGAAGUGGAGGAAAACACAUCUAUGCUCUUUACUUUGCUGUCGUGUCUUUGAACAGACUCAUGGGGGAUUGGAGGAACUGGAGUGGGUUGACAAUACUUGCAGGGGUCCUUUGAGGUAGGCGACUUGUUGAAUACUUGAGAGCAAACAAAACUAUUAACUCAGCCAUGAGGUACAAAAACAGGCGUUCAUCUUCGAAGGUAAAAACUCAUGUUACUUUAAAAAACGUUUAUAAAUAUUAGCCUGGUGAAACUUUUACUUUAGUUCACUAAUGUAACAUAGUGGUCUUGUACUUAAGAGUAUUUUCAAUGUAUAUAUUUUUAACAUUUUUACGACUAAGCUACUUUUCUACGUCUGUGUUAAAAUUAACUACUUUGGCCUGACCGUUAAAGGCAAUUUGGUCACUUAUGUCCCAUUACACUUACCGUCAAACUGUCUUAAAAUAUCGCGAUUAUGAAGUGAGUAAAAAAAAACCCUGCUUAUCUUGCUUUUACUCUUUUAAUGAGGUUCUAUUUUUAAUUUUUAUUUUAUUUAAUGAUUAUUUUUUUAACCAAUAACCAGUUUUUAUAUUCCUUCACUGUGAAAUUUCUUUGCUUUUAAGAUGUAUUAUUAUUAUUAUUAUUAUUAUUAUUAUUAUUAUUAUUAUUAUCGUAUUUUUAGAAUAAAUUAAGUAAAUACAUCUGUAAUUUCUAUGACAUUAUCUAACAUAAUUUGCUAUACAUUAAAAACUGACUGGCUAUUUAAAAUAAUGAAAAAUGCUUCGUCUCAAAGGUGUAAAAUGUUUCAUGUAUUUGGAGACCUGCCUCAAAUAAAACUGCAGUCAGUCAUACAAAUAUGUCGAAGAAAAUAAAGCCCUUCUCAAGCUUUAGUUAUCUAACGGUAUUUUACUGUUUUUGUAUGUAAUACUUUUCGUAAAUUUUAAUAUUUCCUUGUAUUUCUUGCAGGAGUUAAGGGUGUCAUUGUGGUUAAACACCUUUCCUUAACUGUAAAAUAUUAUCGUCAUCAAAAAAGAGGGCACACAGCUUUAAGUGUGGGCUAAAAUAUGAAAGAGAAGUUCAUUUGCCACAUGUUUGAGCAAUUAUAAAUUAGGGCAACAGUAAAAUUCAAUGAGGAAAAGUUUCUUUAUAAUCUGAAAGACAUUUGAAGAGGUUUGUGGUAGCUGUGGUUAUAAACAAACAUAUUUUUCCUUAUCGACAACCCCCGCUUAAAGUUUCACCAAUGAGCAAGUUAAUUUAAUUUAAUUUGCCAAACAUUGAAAACAAAUGAAACAUUUUCAGCAUCUAAUUUACUUUGAUCAGAAGCGGCUGCUACAAUGAGACUCGCAUGACUACACCUCUUUUUUUUUCUUACUGUCAUAGAUUGUGUAACAAGUCAAACAAAUAAAUGUUCAGACAGUUUGUUUAUCAAGCUGUCAGCCGAAGUGAACUCAUGUUUUGUAGACAGCUUGUUCCCAAGUAAACACUCAACCACACAAGAUGCGUUACACCGUACAAGGUGUUUCAAGUACAAGGAGUUUUGUUGUCAAGUCCAGGGGUCAGUGACCUUCCAGAGUCAGAAGUUAAGUCCAGGGGCUUGUGAGGCGAUUAACAAGAGAGGGAAGAGGAAAAGUUCAGGUUAUUCAGCUUAAAUAACCUGUUUUCUUUUAAACCUUUGCUCUUUAAUUAAAUACAGAAAAAAAAUUGACAUUUCAGGCUUUUAAACUCUGAUUCAUAAGAAGCGGUGAGGGGUUCAUAGCAGGGAAUACUAGUGUUGUGUCAUUCGCGAACGAUUCGUUCAAAAGAACCAAAUCUUUUAAGUGACCGUACUGAAUCGAAUCACUUCCUCGAGUGAUUUGUUUGUUUCUCACUUCAGUUGAGCUGAAGUGAGAAACAGCAUUGCCAGUCGAGCAGCCGGUGAACGAGGGACCGCAUGCACCGACAUCUGAAUCACUUGGUGAACGAAUCACCCAUUGAACUAAGCUCUCUGGAAUCAUUUUUGUCAGAAAAAAACUACCUUUUUUUUCACCUUUUGCCACCACAAAAACUUGCAUACAAUAGGACACAGCAUGUAACAAGUAGUGCAUCCUAUCAUUGCAGCGGUGCAUGUUCAAUGUGAAUUCUUCUAAACAUUCAGUGAACGAAUCAUUCACUGAGUCCAAUUUACCGUGCAGACCUUAUAAAUAGCAUACCAUAGAACGUUACAUUGAAAACAUCAUGACUUAUAAACAAGUUCAUUUUUACAAACGUGUUUGCCAAAGCAACACAGCCAAACACUCGCAUCUCCCGCUCUGAAGAAGCUAUGAACUGAACUGAAUCCUGAACCGUUCAGUUGUGUAUCAGUUCAGGAGGUCUGAGUCACAGGCCUCUCCCGCUACAUGAUUCGGUGAUUUGGUGAACGAAUCUUUUGAAUGAAUCUUUUUAGUGAACUGAUUCUAGUAAUUCAGUACACCUAAAAGAACUGCCAUGCCCAUCACUAGGGAAUACUAUAAUUCUAGUCUAAAUCUAGACAUAUAGCUUUUUUUUCUAUUUGCAGUUGCAUUUUUAAUUAUAAAAGGCAAAACUUUUUCUUGAACUUAACAAAUUUUCAAAAAUCUUUCAGGAUGUGA
Xyrichtys novacula (pearly razorfish) is the source of this 26958-nucleotide messenger RNA. Lineage: Eukaryota; Metazoa; Chordata; Actinopteri; Labriformes; Labridae. The record is from the annotation of a GenBank genome assembly.